AGUGAAGUCUUCCAAUUAUUUCAAUAACCAAUUCCCACCUGUUUGGUUCUUAUACGUGUCUUUAGUCUUCAUACUAAAACAAAAACAGCUGAAUUGUCCAAAGUAGAAGUCUCUCAUUCCUCUUCUUCUUCUUUUUUGUACACAGAGAAUCAAUCGGGCCGAGGAAGAAGAUAAGGGAAUAGGUAUAAUCGAUACUCGUGUAAAAAGCUGGAAAUGAAGAACAUGAUCAGCAUGCUGCCUGUGGAGUGCAUCUCCCACAUCAUUUCCCUUACAUCCCCUUGCGAUGCCUGCAGAUCAUCUCUAGUCUCUUCUGUCUUCAGAGAAGCUGCGGAUUCGGAUUUUGUAUGGAAAAGCUUUUUGCCUCAAGAUAUUAAGCAAAUCAUUUCUAAAUCCUUGUUGCCAUCGCCAUCAUCCUUGAAUUCCAUCUCCAUGAAGGAUCUCUACUUCCAUCUUCGAAUUCACCACCAACACAUAAUUUUAGAUGGUAACAUGAGCUUUGCACUAGAAGACAAGAGUGGAAAGAAAUGUUAUAUGAUAGGGGCAAGAGGGCUUUCAAUUGCAGGGGAAGAAGACAAACUCGGUUAUUGGCAAUGGACAACCGUACCAGCAUCUAGGUUUUGUGAAGUGGCUGAGCUGAAAAAUGUAUUGGGGCUUGACAUCAAGGCACAUAUCAAAACUAGAAUGUUGUCUCCGGGUACAACCUAUGCGGCUUACUUUGUCUAUCAGCUCUUAGGAUGCAGAUUUGGGUUUGCACAAACGCCAAUUGAGUUUCGUGUCACUUGGGAACAAAGCCGAGUAGAAGCGUCUUACCAUGGGGUAUGCCUAGAACGUGUGGUGCUAGACCCGUCCGCAGCGUCUCCACGAGCUCAAUAUAGAGGAGAUGGGUGGAUGGAGGUGGAGAUGGGUGAGUUCUUCAUCAAAGAAGGAGAUAAUGCUACUGUGGAGUGUAGUGUGAGGGAAGUUAAUGGCACUAAGAGCGGCCUCCUUGUGGAAGGCAUUGAGAUUAGGCCUAAACUAGAUAUGUAGUACAUUAUAAUAUUAUAUAGAAUGAAAUGAAAUGUAACAGUAUAGUGUAGCUUGAACCAGCCUCAUGAUUUGAGAUUAAUUACAUGACAAUCUUGGUUUGAAUGUAACAAACUCGAUCUAGCCCUGCUAGAAGAAUGAAAAGCCCCAGAGCAAUAAAAUUGAGGAAGUUUGUAAAGAUUUAA
Messenger RNA from Rosa rugosa (rugosa rose), 1208 nucleotides. Its product is annotated as putative F-box protein PP2-B12. Bases 214 to 1026 code for a protein of 270 amino acids. The record is from RefSeq and is a predicted model, not a curated record. NCBI's taxonomy places the organism in Eukaryota, Viridiplantae, Streptophyta, Magnoliopsida, Rosales, Rosaceae. The transcript is spliced from 3 exons. Gene Ontology annotation, molecular function: protein binding.